GAGAGUUUACAUCAAUUGGGGGUAUCACAACCGGAUGGAUUUACAAAGAAACGGGUGCAAGUUAUUGGUCAUUUAAAGCUGAUUAUCCUUAUAUUCUGUUUAUAUUAAUUUGUCUAUAUGCUUUGAUUUAAAAAGAACCAAAAACCAUUUACGUAGCAGUAACUUAAUAGCAUUAUAAUAUCUUAAUCUGAUAUUCAAGCGUUUGGUGAGCAGGAGGCUGGUCUGGGACAUCCUCCCUUUACUGUAAGUUCUGUUUCUUACCUUCUCUUAAACGGCUCUCUUAAAUGCACUGCUGCUUUGGCAAGUGAUCAAACUACAAGCGCUUGACCUGAUUCCACAACUGCACACUCAAGAUAAAGGGAAGAAAUGAAUGACUCCUUGUCAAAUCUCUCUGGAAAUGCAUCUUGUGAAGAAGGCAGCACUAAUGACUUCAAACGCAUUAUGUACCCUGUAGUGUACAUAAUCAUUUUUGUCCUGGGCAGUGCCGGCCACUCUUUAUCUAUCUGCGUCUUUUUCAGCCUAUGGAGAAAGCAAAAGAGUUUUACGCCAGUGAACUUGUUAAUGGUGAACCUGUUGCUGUCGGACUUGAUGAUGGUGUGCUCUUUGCCCUUGAGGAUCUCUUACUACCUGCUGGACAAGUGGCCGUUUGGCGAUGUCGCCUGUCGACUCAUCUUUUAUGUGUUUUAUCUCAACAUAUACAUCUCGGUGUAUUUUCUGGUGGCUCUCAAUAUCUUGCGUUACUUUGCGCUGGUAUGGCCAUACCUGUACAUACGCAUACAGACCUCCUGCGUUGCGGGUAUCGUGUGUGCAGUCAUCUGGUUGUUGAUGGCUUUGGCCAGCAGUCCGCUGUUUUUCUCCAAGAAAGGAAAACAAGAGGGAAGUCCUCGGUGCCUGGAUCUGUCAACAGAAAACGUGGACAGAUUGCUUUAUAUCAACAAUGUGUCUCUUCUCAUGGGCUUUGUGGUGCCUUUGCUGGUCAUCAUUUUUUGCUCCAUCUUUGUUGCGAAGAGUCUUCUGACACCCAGUCCUGCUCUGGGUAGGACCAGGCCGUGCAGGAAGAAGGCAUGCGCUUUGGUCAUCAUCAGUCUUGGGAUCUUUCUGGUGUGUUUCUUGCCAUAUCACGUUGUACGGACGAUCUUCCUAACUGCUGAGAAACAGCUCAGGAUGAAUGGAAAGGAAGACUCAUGUAACUACAUUUGGAUGGUCCGUAAGGCCGCCGUCAUAACACAUUGUUUGUGUACGACCAACAGCUGUCUGGAUCCCAUUCUGUUCUUCUUCGUUGGGGAAAAUUUCAAAUCGUUCUCGGACAAAUUUUUAGGACGGAGAAAAAUGAUCAAUGAGAGGACCCUGCGACAGGAAGAACUACAGGUUUUACAGAAGUGAAGAAAGAACAGACUUGAGGUACCUCAUUCUUUCGCAAAUGCAGGAAACAAUGUUUUUACUUUUUUAAGGGGUUGAAUUGUUUCCAGGUUUGGCUGUUGGUUGCUAGUAAGCAUUUUUUUACUGUAUGAGGUGGCUUGUCUGCACUGGCAUCAGCAUUGCAUUGCAGAUCAUUUACAUAAAGUUGAACUCUGUCACUGUCAUCAUUUGUUGGCCACUUGUAAAUAUGUAAAUAUAAAAUGUGAUGUCACAUCUCACAGUUGGAAGAGAUUUGUAAAUCUAUUGUUAUGCUCAAUGUGACAGCUGCAAAAAUUUAAGUCCCGUCAUAGAGUUGAGAGAGCCAAUCACUUAUUUAUUUACUUUACGCACGUUCGCUGCACAGCCUGAAAAAUUUGUGAUUUGAGUUAAAUGCAAUUUUUUUAAAUCAGUGUUGUUUGAUUUUAUGCCUUGUUUCAAAUAUAUUGGAAUUGAACCUUGA
Molecule: messenger RNA, 1858 nt
Organism: Triplophysa rosa
Lineage: Eukaryota; Metazoa; Chordata; Actinopteri; Cypriniformes; Nemacheilidae
Gene: cysltr2a
Product: cysteinyl leukotriene receptor 2a
Exons: 3
Coding region: 367-1383 (338 amino acids)
Biological process (GO): G protein-coupled receptor signaling pathway
Cellular component (GO): plasma membrane
Molecular function (GO): G protein-coupled receptor activity
Source: RefSeq, a predicted model, not a curated record